Spirometra erinaceieuropaei is the source of this 624-nucleotide messenger RNA. The record is from the annotation of a GenBank genome assembly. NCBI's taxonomy places the organism in Eukaryota, Metazoa, Platyhelminthes, Cestoda, Diphyllobothriidea, Diphyllobothriidae.
AUGGUAAACUUUUAUCGCCGGUUCCUACCGAACUGUGUCGACCAUAUGCUGCCACUCACCGACUUGCUCUCUGGUCCCAAGGGUCUACUUGAGUUACGUGGCCACGCGCUGACUGCUUUUAAGCGACUAAAGACCUCCUUUGCUGAUGCUACCUUGCUCACUCAUCCUGCCCCAGAAGCCCCAUUGCCCCUGAUGGUUGAUGCUUCGACCGUUGCCGUAGGAGCAGUCCUCCAACAGCAUAUCAAAGACUCGACACGACCGCUGGCAUUCUUCUCCAAGAAGCUUUCACCUGCCGAGACGAGAUAUAGCACGUUUGGCAGUGAACUUCUUGACAUUUACCUAGCCGUAAAUCAUUUCCGACACUUCCUUGAGGGUCGUGACUUUACAAUUUUCACAGACCACAAACCACUUACAUUUGCCAUCCGAUCCCAUUCUGACAAAUAUAACCUGAGAGAGAUUUCUCAUUUGGAUUACAUCUCGCAAUUCACAACCGACAUCCGCCACAUUGAUGGCCCGAAGAAUGCGGUGGCCGACAUGCUGGUCAAACCUUCCCUCUCGGCGUUUCACCUCUCACACGGGAUUGAUCUUGGGGCUAUGGCGGCUGAACAACGACGUGUUGGAUGA